AUUACGUGCAAGUGUCGAAUGAUAAGCGAAGAAAAUGGAGACCUUAUUGAGACUGUGGUUUAUAAUAAGUAAUAACUGAAACAACUUAUGAGUAAUGACUUAAUAAAUAUUAUUAAAGUGUUUCAGUCUUUGACGGUAUAACUGUGUACGUUGCAAAUAUUUUGAUCCUAGUUGUUUGUCGAUAAUAUCCACAAUUAUAAAACAAUCGACAAUAAAACGACUUGUCAUUAAUAGGUGAUAACCCAGACCAUUCGCCUUUCUAAUUYGGCAGAUAUUUAAAUACUAGUGUCUAGUGUAACAUUAAUUAUAAUAAUGUGAUAGGAAAAUCUACUUUCUCUUUACGACCGAAGCAUAUUAAAUGACGGCAGUGUUCUUCAACAAUACUUUGAGGCCUGUACUCCUUUGUUUCGCUAAAUAUUCUACAAAACGCACAAGGAAAAUGCCGAUUCUAUUAACCAAGGAACAGAGAGAAGAGUUACUCCAACCAUUAUUCUCCAAUCAAUGGUCAUUAGUGAAAGACAGAGAUGCUAUAUACAAGGAAUUUUUAUUCUCUAACUUUAUUGAAGCUUUUGGGUUCAUGACUCAAGUAGCAUUGAAAAGUGAAAAAAUGGAUCAUCACCCUGAAUGGUUUAAUGUGUACAACAAAGUGCAAGUUACAUUAUCCACACAUGAUGUGGGUGGUUUGUCUUCAAAUGAUGUUAAUCUUGCGACAUUUUUGGAUAAAACAGAAAAGAAAAUUAAAUCAUCUUCAUAAUUUGUUAUGUAAUUUAUAUGUAAUAAAUAUAAAUUAUGUGUAAAAAAA
Molecule: messenger RNA, 802 nt
Organism: Diuraphis noxia (Russian wheat aphid)
Lineage: Eukaryota; Metazoa; Arthropoda; Insecta; Hemiptera; Aphididae
Gene: Pcd
Product: pterin-4a-carbinolamine dehydratase
Biological process (GO): tetrahydrobiopterin biosynthetic process
Molecular function (GO): 4-alpha-hydroxytetrahydrobiopterin dehydratase activity
Source: RefSeq, a predicted model, not a curated record